GAUGCUGCCGAGAGUAGCUACAGUUCAUCAGGAGACAAAAGAGCGACAAAAGAGGAAGAAUCGGAUGCAACGCGAAAUAUCGUGUCGGAUUCGAAUCGAUAGUGAAAAAAACGAGGCUUUAACGUAAUAAAGAAAAAGGAAGAGAGAGACUUUCGAGCGAAGGCAACAAGUGUGUGACGGUGCCAACUGCAGUUGUUGGAGUCGUGGCAACAUAUCGACGAUAUUCUAUUUUUUUCUAUUCUGCCAAUUUUGACUUUGGUGCGCGCCGAGAAUGAAUCUCUCAGUCAGUGCGGCGAUUCUGUGCGUCCUGGUCGUAGCUCUGCUGCCGGAAACGACGUACGCCAGGCCACCUCAUUGGCUUCUCAAUCGGCAUAGACGUGUUUCCGAUCAGAGGCUCGCCGAGAUUGAAACGAUGCUGGGACUAGAAAAAGUGAAGGGCGUCGCAGUUCCUGUGGGACUUGGCAAGAUUGAUCCAGCUAUUAUAGGUCGUAAACGAAGAUCCAUCCCGGAAAGUGACCUCGCGAAACCGCAAGGUCCCUCGAUGCUGAUCAACCCAGACGUGGAUUCCGCUCCGGGUCAAUCCGGCCAAGUCCCGUUACUUUGGAAGAAGGAUCCACGGGAGAAACAGAGGAACUAUCAGUUGAUUUAAUUCAGAAGCUCGACGCGUCACUCGAGAACGAGGCGAAAGUCAGCGAGAGAGAAACGGAAGAGGAAAGGAAGAAAAGAGGAAGAGAAAGAGAAGCGGAAGGAGAAAGGAGAAAUAGGAAGUAGGACAAUUUAAAAAUAUCACACAUACAUACACACACGCACACGAAUACACACCCAUACACACACGGACGUACAUAUAUUUAAUUGAUCUCUCAACGAUCCGUGAUCCAUCGACAACGCGCUAUUACGGACCAGCUUCCGUCCGAGCUUCAGAAACUUCCUCACGAAUUUAACGUCUUAAGAGAUAAGUAAUUAACCCGACGAAAGUGGAAAACGAAUGAAAGGUGAAUUACGCGCGAAAUUACGAGUGUGGGGGCGAAUUACGCGCGUAAAGAACACACGUGUAAAAAGCUAAACGGCAGCACACAGCAGGGGAUAACGAAAGUGUACGGCGAAUUACCGUAUAAAGUACGGUAUAUCCCCGAGCGAAUGGCACAAUUGUGUCCAGACUGCGUUCUUUAUUUAAGUAUUUGAGGCUUAAUGAGAACAAUAUUUUACAUAAAUAUGUCUUACAUGGUACAUUCGUGUUAUCCACGCGAUACGUUCAUGAUAACGCUGAAUGUCCUUUGUAGAUCCUGACUUAUAUUUCGGUUACGAUGAUUAUUUUAGUCAGCCGUUACGUCUGUUUUGCGAGAUGCUUCAAUCGUCAUUUCGUGGCAAAAUCGCGGGAGAUCAUUUAAUCGGUUUUUCUCGAACUGGCGACGCCAGUUUCUUUCCGCGAAAUCCGUUGCGAUCUCGAGUAUUUGAUUUGUCAUCGAAUCGCGAAAAUGAGAAAAGCCGUUUCGUUCUCUCGCUUUUCACAAUUUUACAAUUCGGAAAUUAAUUAAAAUUUUACGAAAUGAAUCUCAAUGUAAGUUUGCGUUUGACCGCCGAUCGAUUAAAUCUGCCAUCUCAAUUAGUUUCAAUUAUCUUCUGCUGUGAAUGCAACGAAAGACGGAGUGAACGCGGAAUCUUGUCUAAACCAUGACUGAUCGAGUUGUCUUUCUAAAACGAAGAAGAACGAUCUGAUGCUAUGCAGUCUGUAAUUACAAUCGCGUACAAGACAAAAGUAUCACACUCGUCAUUGGCAUACGUCGAAAUCAUGUUCACUCUGUCUGUUUUUUUUUGUUUUUUUUUUAUAAAUUUUCGUUGUCUGCCGAUAAUGUUUCUUAUUUUCUUCUUUCUUGUUUAUUGACACAUGUAUUAUUCUAUUUUAGUACGAAGGACCAAGAUUAACAUUUAUUGUGAAUCUUAAAGCAUUGCUACGCGCUACGUGCAGCAGCACGUGUUGCAUUCCGGGCUCGGCCAUGUACGAUUAUGAUUUUUAUUUAUUUAUUUAGUUUUUAAUGCAAUAUUGCGAUAAUGAUAAAAAUUUGUGUGUCGAAUCGAAAAAAAAAUAUUGGUCCAUCAAUGAGAUUCGCAGCCGUACAGUAAAUGCGGCGAAUACAUUGAGAAACGACACGAAACGUUUGACACGAGACUAUGUCUUAGUAAAUUAUUAAUAUUUGAAUUCUAGACAGAUUUUAUUUAUUUUACAAGUUCGAUUUUUCGGGACUUGCUUUAAAUACUGUUAGUAUUAAUCAUCAGACUCGCGUCUAUGCCUCCGCGAGUCUGCGUUCCUUACUAUUUACUACUUAUCGUCUUAUUUAUAUGUAUAAUAUCUACUAUUUAUUUAUUUAUGUAUUUAUUUAUUUAUUUAAUUAUUUAUUUAUUUAUUCGUUAGACAUAAUUGCGGCUAUGCUUGUAAGACGUGAACUAUCAACAAUUGUCAAAAGAUUCGGUCGCUGUAUUGAGCAGCGAGCGAAACUUGUACUUUCUUUCUCAUUCACUAAUCACGUCGUCGGAUUACUUUGAAAAAAAUGUAUACGCGAAUGCAAUAAAAAAAAAAUAAUCAAUUAUUCAUGC
Ooceraea biroi (clonal raider ant) is the source of this 2592-nucleotide messenger RNA. RefSeq lists its product as uncharacterized. The record is from RefSeq and is a predicted model, not a curated record. NCBI's taxonomy places the organism in Eukaryota, Metazoa, Arthropoda, Insecta, Hymenoptera, Formicidae.